GCCGCUCCGGGCAGCAUGGAGGAGGCGGCGGGCGAGAGCAAGGCGGGCGACGGCCCCAACGGCCACGCGGAGGGCCCGGCGGCGGCGGCGGCGGCGGGGGAGCGGGGCGGGCGGCUGUGGGGCUUCCUGCGCCGCAACGCGCUGGUGCUGCUGACGGUGUCGGGGGUGGUGGCCGGCGUGGGUCUAGGCGCAGCGGUGCGGCGGGCGGCGCUGAGCCCCGCGCAGGUGUCGUACCUGGCGUUCCCUGGGGAGAUGCUGCUGCGGAUGCUGCGCAUGGUGAUCCUGCCGCUGGUGGUGUGCAGUCUGGUGUCCGGCGCCGCUAGCCUGGACACGCGCUCGCUCGGCCGCCUCGGCGGCAUCGCCGUCGCCUAUUUCCUCGGCACCACACUGAUCGCCUCCGGCCUCGCCGUCGCCCUCGGCUUCAUCGUCCGCCCCGGCGCCGGCGCCUCCGCUCUCAACACCCCCGGGCUGGGGCUGCCGGGCGUCGUGCCCCCCACCAAGGAGACGGUAGACUCCUUCCUCGACCUCGUCAGAAACCUGUUUCCUGCAAAUCUUGUUGCUGCAGCUUUCCGAACGUAUGCGACAGGCUAUACGACGCUGGUCAGAAACACUACCUCCGGAAAUGUCACGCUGGAAAAGAUCCCUAUAGGUACUGAGAUUGAAGGGAUGAAUAUCUUGGGACUGGUGCUGUUCGCCCUGGUUUUAGGAGUGGCACUGAAAAAGCUUGGCCCAGAAGGAGAAGAUCUGAUUCGCUUCUUUAAUUCAUUCAAUGAGGCAACUAUGGUUUUGGUUUCCUGGAUUAUGUGGUAUGUACCUAUUGGCAUUAUGUUCCUCGUUGGGAGCAAGAUUGUGGAAAUGGAAGAUAUUGUACUUCUGGUGACCAGUUUGGGAAAAUACAUCUUUGCCUCUAUUCUGGGCCACUUCAUCCAUGGAGGAAUCAUUCUACCGCUUAUUUAUUUUGCAUCCACACGUCAAAAUCCAUAUCGUUUUCUCUUAGGACUCAUCACACCACUUGCCACUGCUUUUGCCACUUCCUCCAGUUCAGCCACUCUCCCAUCAAUGAUCAAAUGUAUUGAGGAGAACAAUGGAGUCAACAAGAGGAUCAGCAGGUUUAUCCUUCCUAUCGGGGCAACUGUAAACAUGGAUGGAGCUGCUAUUUUUCAGUGCAUGGCAGCUGUGUUUAUUGCUCAGCUGAACAAUGUCGACCUCGAUGCUGGGCAAAUCUUCACAAUUCUUGUGACAGCUACUGCAUCCAGCGUGGGUGCCGCCGGUGUCCCAGCUGGAGGAGUCCUCACCAUCGCUAUCAUUUUGGAGGCCAUUGGACUUCCGACCAACGAUCUCUCCUUGAUAUUAGCAGUGGACUGGAUUGUGGACCGAACCACCACAGUUGUGAAUGUGGAAGGGGAUGCCCUAGGAGCGGGCAUCCUUAAUUAUCUGAAUGAAAAAGAAAAGAGAGACAAAGAGCAGGAGCUAAAGGAAGUCAACGUAGAAGCAGUUGCUAACAGCAAGGCUGAAGGGGAAACAUCGCCUUUGGUAACCCACAAAAAACAAGUCUCCAACACAACCAGUACAGCAGACCCUGAAUCCAAGGAAUCGGUGUUGUGAACUAGAGGCCUUUAAACAACAUGCGUCCUAGAGGUGGACUGAGGACUCAUUAACACGCCUAGACACUUGCAGUGGUUUCGAGGGCUGAAUGGCUCUUGAAAGUUUUCAGUUCCAGUCUGUUUUGAAUUAUUCUGGCCUGGGGAAGGGGAGGGAGGUGGGGUGGGCAGAGAAACAGUGUUGAGAAAGAACACACGUUUUAUAAUAGUAUUUUAAUAAUUCAUGUGUAUACAUGUAUGUGUGUUGCAUACACACAUCCAUGUAUGUGAAAACAGUGCCAUUGAGACUUCUGGUUUUACAAGGCUUCUGUUAGUAAAGGCUCAUAUGGCUUGGAGAUGGGGAAGCAGCCAAACCCGGUAUGUCCUUAUUGUAGGGAAAAAUUAGUAAGCUUGUGCUGCUGUUUGAAUGGAGAUACAGCCCAGAAACUGGAGUGGUAAAAUGUUGCUUAAAUUAGUUUCUGGCCUGGAAGCACUUAACAACCAUUACACAUAUGAUAUGAAGCAACAUUUUUCUCCCACUCCCCUUCCUCUCCUGCUCUCUGAACCCUUAAAAACAUGAAAUAUAUCCUGACAACUAGCCCUUUCUCCCUUUCCCCCUUUUCCUCUUCCCCCUUUCUCCCUGAUUUUUUUGUUUCAUAUCUGAAUUAAUAGCUUAUAGGGGUCCGACUCCUGUUCCAUUCUCCUGCUGUAUUGCAGCUCAUUGAAGCUUUCAUGCCUUUGAUGAGUAACUCCCAAACUUUGGGACCAAACAUAGGAGAUCUUCAUGCAGAUCAAGGACUGUUUUUCUCCUUUUCUCUAACCAAACUGUUAAAGGAAAAAAUCCAGAGAAAACACAAGUUUUGUCAAAAUAAUCCCUCUGUGGCUGAAAAAAGUGUAGAGUCUGUUCCAGCAUAAAUAUGUCUGAAAGAGGUCUGCCUCUGAUGACAUUAAGAAGUCAGUUCCCUUCAUGAAAACACGCAUGCUCCUUUGCUAGCGUGCCAUGUCCUGCUCAUAUUUAUUUACUGGGUCAGUCCAAAGGAGUUACAUCAUAUCCCUCUUCCAGCAAAAUUGAACAGGAGGGGGAAAAAUAACACGCAUCAUGCGGGAACGAUGACAGGCAAGUCUGAGUGUUGGCUUGAAAGGGGAAGAGGUGAGUUUAUAACCCUGUGUAGUUCUGUGAUCUCUGUGUCCUGGGACAGCUGCAUAUCUGUUCCUGCCUGGAGUCCUGUUAUAAAUGUCCUGCCAGCAGCAGCUUACAUUUAGUAAUUCUGGGUGGUGCUGUGCCUGGUUAGUGAUUAGUGGCAUAUGGUAACGUUUGCUUGAGGCUGAGCCAAACGCUUCUUGAUUCUGACUCCAACUUUUUUCCUUUACAAUUUACUUCCUGAAUUUGCACUGCAAACCUGAACAAAGUCUGGCAAAUUCAUUGCAAAGAUUCUGUUGAUGUAUGUUGGCUUUUCAGAUAGGAAAUAGUUACAAAAUUAUGGCUGUGCAUAUGCCAAGAUUUGCCUGAGCUUGUGACUUUUUCCCUUGGCUACUUUAGCAAGAUGAUUGCAUAUGGUUGGUCUCCACACUGUUAAUUCACCAAUAGAUAUUUACAUUUAACUUUGAUAUAAAGUAAUGUUAAGUCUCUCUUUUCCUCUCUCCUCUUUUCAGAGGAAGCUACCUUGUAAAGAUAUCCCGUUGCUGAUGGUUAUAUUCACGCACUAGGAAGAGGCCACUCCAAUUUAUAGCAGCAGCAGCAGCCUUCAUUUGCAAAGCAUCCUUCCUAGUAAAUGGUCACAAUUAAUGUUUUAAAAAGCUCAGAAUGAGAUGUGGCUACCUCUGAGGAAAAACACAACGAGUGCGUCAUUGCUGGCUGUUUAAUUGUGUGCAGCAGGGCUAUGCAAACAAUUGAAGUAGGAAAGGAUUAGUCAGCCCACUGAGAAACUGCAGGUAGAGUUUCUUUUUAACCAGUUUGUUUAUAACUAUGUCCACAAAAUUUGGUCAUUCCUUGGCUCAUUUUCAAAAUGGAAGGAGACAAACACAAUUCACUAGGGAAAACCUGUGCCAAAUAUUUAUUAUUUCAUUUUUAGCAGAUCAAGACCCACUGAAACUUUGCAUUUCCUCCCAUUAGAAUCAUCCCAACUCCUUUCAACUCAGUGAACAAAAAGUAUACUUUGUAGUAGACAAUGGAAGUCAAGAAAUAAGAGGUGUUUUGAAAAAUGUUGGAGGUUUGAAAAAACAGUUCUCAACCCUUUUUCUUUUUUUUAAACAAGUCUGAGUAGUUCUUUGGGAAACCUGAAUGCACCAGAACCCCAAGUACUUUGAUUUUAAAGCAGUAUAUGGAUGUUUAAAGGAAGUGGAAAACCGUAACUGUUCCCUAUGGGCAAGGUGCUGUAGUUGCAUUUUAUCCCCCAUCAGACAUUUAGCUCCUCUCUUGCUUUCCCUCAACAUGACACAUGCAGCUGGGAUCAGGAAAUGAGAGUGGGCAGCACUCAAAUGUCAAUUCCCACAAAGCAUUACAGCACCAUCACAUUUCUCGAAUUUUAUUUUUUUCACUCCAAAGCUGUAGUUGCUCACAGGUAAAAGUGUUCUCCUGGCCAAGCCCUGAGGCUGGGCUUCCUCAUAGGCAGCAUCUUGCUAUUGCUAUACUGACCUUUCUUCCCUGUGGUGCUGUAGCUUGAUUGCACCUGGUCCUUGCAGCAGCGUGCCAUAGGCUGUGGCACAUUCUCUCUGAGAGUAGAUCGCAGGAAAAGGUAAAUUAAAUUCAGUACCUCAGAGUCUUAUUAUUUUCCAACAGUGAUGCACAAGCUCCAAGUCUUUGUUGAAGAAGUCCUCUCCCAGUUCCCACAUGGCUUCACAUGUUUUGCAUCAAUCUGAAUGCCUAGGCCUGUGUGAAGCUUGUUAGAGCAGUCAGACUUAAGGAGGUCAAAUCAUCCCCUAACACUCCCUCUCCUGGAAGCAGGUACCAUAGGGUUUAUAUGAACCCUGACUGUUUGGGUCUUAACCUGCCAGAAAUCUGUAACCUUACAGAAGCCCUACUUCAGACUUACAAAGGUGCCAGUUCUCUUGUGGUUCGUGCAGCUCAAGAGGAAUCCCAGAGUUUUCCAUGGAAGCAGGACUGCUAGGUAACUACUGCUUUUCAGAACAUCUCGGUCUUCUCUGUAUCAUCUGUGUCAGAAAUUACCUUUCUUAUUUUUGUAUGAUGUUCCCAUUCCUCAUGAUGGUCAUGCUGCAUCUUCUAGGGCUCUCCACCUGUUUUCAGAAUUUUUUCUUAAGGUACAAACGUAAAAUAUCCAAUUCUCUCAGACUGUAAAAAAAUUGGCACAUUCCAAUAACUGCCCUAUAACACUGUGAAUCGUGAUCAAAAGCCUGAUCCUAGGAUCAUAGAAUCAUGGAAUUAUAGAAUAGUUUGGGUUGGAAGGGACCUCAAAGAUCACCCGGUUCCAGCCCCCAUGCCAUGGGCAGCAACACCUCCCACUAGAUCAGGCUGCCCAAGGCCCAUCCAACCUGGCCUUGAACACCUCCAGGGAUGGGGCAGCCAUGGCUUCCCUUGGGAUGGAGGGGUUAGGGUUGUACUCAAAGAAUAGAAGUAGACUUGCCAUUUGGUUCAAGUGGUCUAGGACUUCAGGUAAGGCCACUUGGAGAAAAAUAAAAGGACUCUUGAAGGAUAUGCAUUUUAAAUGCUGUCUUUGACCUGCAGUGCAGACUGUUACACUGGGAGCUUCCUGUUUCCAGUCCCCAUGCAGCCUCACUCCAAGAGGCUAUGAGCUGAGAGGGAGCUUAGCAGCAGCGUGGGUGCCACUGGUACUACUGGCUCUCUCUCACCCAGGCACUGCACACAUCUUGUGGUGGUGUGAUACUUGACUCCAAUGUCUCUUGAACAGACAUAUGUUUAUGUUCUCCCAACAUGACUGUAAAUUGGAAACCUUUAGUCACUUGCUUUUUCUUUCAAGAGGAAAUAAAUUCCACCUCAAAACCACUAUUUUUCUUUUUGGUUUAGUCUUUCUUUUUUUAAGGUACAAAUUCUAUCUUCAGGAAGGCAGGAUACAAACAGCUCAUGUCCUACUCUAUUACAAUUGCUUUUUGAGAGGAAGAUAUGGGAAUACAUGAGAGUCUGCAAGUCUUUGACAUAGGCAAUCCCAUUUUGUCUCCGAUGCCAUUUAUUCUUCCUCUUUUACCUUCUGUUUUUCAGUGAAGUUUCUUUGACUGUUUUGGACCAUCUUUUAUUUCUUUUCCAGGACAGGCUUUCCACUCCAUGCUUUAUCCAUCGCUUCCUGGUUUCAUCUCAUUUUGUGGAAUGCCCUGUGCUGUUUUUAUGUAUCGGUGGCUCAGGUAUAAAUGGGAGAGGGGACAAAGUUUUGAGGGCUCCAGCUGGUGCUUGGGAAAGUAGUUUGCAUUCAGCCUUAACUCACCAGAGGUUUGUGAGACUCUAGUAAUUUAAAGAGCCUCUCUGAGAGUACAGAACAGUAUCUGUCUCUCCUCCUGAGAAAGAUGCUUGUUCUGUUUUGUGAGAUAUGGCUAUGGAUGCCUGAAAAGCUGUAGUGAGCAAUAGAAGGUGCCAGCACUUGGCUGCUAUUAGGACAUUUUCAGUAAAGACACUUUAUUCCCAGGAAUAGAGCUUUAGCUGAGUCUCGGCUGGUGUGGUGGUGAUUGCUCUACAAGAUUCAGGAAUUGCAAAGGGCUCUACACCCUUCUUGGGGUGUCUCUUGCAAUCAGGAUGGCUUUUGUGUUAAGAACAGUCUAGGGACAAGCUGAGGACUUCCUCUGCGGGGGUGUGACAAACAGAACUGUGUCCUUUGGACAUAACAGAAAUGUGGGGCCAGCCAAAGUACCAAAUCAGCAGUGAAACAGCCUGUGCUUUGUCUUUUCUGGGCAACCCUGUUACUGCCUUGAAGAGGCAAUGCCUAGAGCUGGAGAUGAUGAGAAGUUGGGGGAUACUAUGAGGGGCAGGACAGUUUCAUGUGCUCGCUGUUCAUAUACUCUUCCCUGGGCAUUUGCUGUGACCAGUGCCAGAGAUGGAUAUGACCUGGUAUCAUGAUUCUUAGACUCAUUAUCCUGUGGUUUCUCCGUAUUUUACGGCAGGAAUAAAGAAAACUCACGUAUUUAGGCAGUUCAUCUUUCAAUCAAGUCAAAGUCCCUAGUAUCUUUGUGAGUGACCAUCCUGCUGUAUGUUGUAGUGUAUGUCCUCAAGAACUUGCCAAAGGUACAAACCCACAACCUCUUUCUGUAAAGAUUUGCAGUGUUGGUCACUCAGGUGCUCUGUUAGCACAGCACAUUUUCUGCAGACACUGAAAAGCAUCCUUCUGUUGGAAAUCAUUGUUUUUAAUCCUGACCCUCCCACAGGAAGUGAGCAAUCACCCUCAGAUAGGAAGUCAAAGGACCAAAGGAAAGAUGUCACAUCUUCAUUGA
This is a messenger RNA of Cuculus canorus (common cuckoo), 6971 nucleotides long. It is a transcript of the gene SLC1A4, whose product is annotated as solute carrier family 1 member 4. Gene Ontology annotation, molecular function: L-serine transmembrane transporter activity; L-aspartate transmembrane transporter activity; symporter activity. The record is from RefSeq and is a predicted model, not a curated record. The transcript has 8 exons. Lineage: Eukaryota; Metazoa; Chordata; Aves; Cuculiformes; Cuculidae. Gene Ontology annotation, cellular component: plasma membrane. Gene Ontology annotation, biological process: L-glutamate transmembrane transport; L-serine transport. Bases 16 to 1605 code for a protein of 529 amino acids.